Neodiprion fabricii is the source of this 2119-nucleotide messenger RNA. RefSeq lists its product as uncharacterized. The coding region runs from base 253 to 687 and encodes 144 amino acids. Lineage: Eukaryota; Metazoa; Arthropoda; Insecta; Hymenoptera; Diprionidae. The transcript has a single exon. The record is from RefSeq and is a predicted model, not a curated record.
GAAAGUUUUCGAACCAGUACGGUUGCAAGCAGCGAGCAAAGCGCGAAGCAACAAGUAUCUGACCGAGCUUUCGGAGAGAAAGAGAAAGAGAGCACAAACUCGAGUGAGGAAUACAUAUCUGAUCCGCAUUACUCGCACGUCUCCGCGAUUCUUUCGAAGAAAAAUAACAAGCCAACGACGUAAGAUACUCGACGAGAAGAGAAUCGAAGAAGUUCUGUGUUGUUGUGUCCGAGUGUGAUUUUGAAAAUAACAAUGCCGGCCGACGUAGCGAUGCACACCAACUUCCUGCAGUUCACCAGCAAGACCAGCCUGGCCGAUUCGAACGUCGACUCGUGCUGGAACACGGAGAACAUGAGCGGGUACAUGACCCUCGUGGGUCCGAACGGACACCGGCAGGGCGUCCAAGUCAAGGUGUACCGAACCAGCGUCGAACACUUCGCGGUGAUCUAUCCCCAGAAGAAGGUCUGCCGUCCGUUGGGUGUCCUGAACCUCCGUAACACGACGAUCGAGCGUUUCGGCGACGAGGGAUUUCUCGUUCGGCAAAAGGGUUUCGACUCCCCGGUAGCCCUGACCUUCCUCGUCGAGUGUAAGAAGGAGCUGGACUACUGGAUCCUCGCCUUCACCGCCCGCAACAGUCCGCUGAUGCACCAGAGCAGUUUGCCGAUAGUCGAAGAGGAGGAGAUAUAAGUCGGAGUGGCUGGGUUCAGGGCCGAAAGCCACCUCGAACGAUUCCCUUCGUCUGAAACAGUCGUGAAUAGACGAAUAUUUACAAGCCAAUAUUUUCCACAUCGACGUCGACGUCGACGUCCUCGACUCUGCGCGGUGUUUUUCUACGAUCGUCGCUGACAGCAGCGUCUGCAUCGGAAUGUCCGAACGGAACGGAUCACCGAUGAUCGGAGUUGUGCUGCGCAAGGAUUGAUCUACCACGAGGGUGAGCGGUCACGAUCACUGGCGACGACGACGAGUAAUAACGGAGAGAGAAGAUUCGCGAGACGACAUCCUCAGCCCGGAUCAUCCGCCAGAAGGCGAGACAAAACUCCAAGCGGGGCCAUGUUUGGUUGGUGCGACUGCAUCGAUCUGCUCCAGCAGCGACUCUCUCUCCUCCUAUCCAAGCGGCAGGGAGCAGAAUUGUGCACCCGUCAGUCGGCAAGCCUGCAUUUACGCAUAUCGUCGCUGUAGUAUGUCGUGUGUGCGUGUGUACGUAAUUUAUAGAUCAUAUUAUGGAUGAAAAGGAGACGGAGAUCGUGUAUUUUAUUCUUCGUUCGAAAAUGUAACAGACUAUGUCCGCGCCGGCCGCUUUCUUUCCGCAACGGCAACGGCAACGCAAUAACAAUAAUAGUAAUGAUGAUAAUAAUGAAAAGCCGCACCGUUAGCUCUAGCUUAGCAACGCCCGACGGCGGAAAGAGCGUGCCGAAGAUAAGAGGAGAGGUGGAGGAUAAGGUGGAAACGGAGGAGGCAAAAAGUCACUUUGAUGUUCUAGAUUUUUGCGAUACCCUCUACAGCUCUCCUCAUUCGUACUGUUUGUAUCGUGUGAAACCAUUGACGAACGUAGUAGUUUUCAUUUUGUCUUGUGUUACAUCGUAAGAAAGAAACAUUGUUAAUUAAUUUUUAUCAUCAAUGUAAUUAUCGCUAAGAUUGUCUGUGAUAUCGUUGCACGUCGACAUUUUCUUUUUUUUGUUUUAAUUUCUUUUUUCAAUUAAAUUCAACAAUACAGUAGCGGACAAAGCAAUUGAGAUGACAAAUAUUCAACAUUUUAUAAUUCGUUAAAAAUUAAUUUGUACCGCGCGUCAGAACAUUUACCGACCAUUGUACUUUUAAUAAGAACAUUCAUUGAUCUGUUCAUUAUUCUCGUGCAUUUUUAUCCUUAUACCUCGUAUUCAUUUUCAAAUUUAUACUUACGAUUUCAGUCGACUUUAUACAGUGUAAAUAGUAAAUGUUUGGAAUUACAUCAUAGGUUUUUGAUAAACGGAUGAUGGCCGUAGUUUUUAAGAAAAUAGUAUAAGGAUCAAUUAUAUACGUAUAGUAAAUCGAUUUGUAUAGGUCUCCAUGUUCAUCCCGUGUUAUUAUCAUACAAUAUAACAAUGCCAAGUAAUGAAAAAUAAAUACCAAAUGAAAAGAA